AUGGAGAAUGACGAGCACCUUUACUUCUCGUCCGAGGACUCCCUCCCUACAUCACCACUAUUCCAAGUUCCAAGAGUGAAUUCCCCUUCUGCAAUGAAUCUUGUUGUUAUUCUCUUUGGAGAGUUCUGUGGAACAUUCAUGUUCCUUCUUCUCUCCUUUAUUGGCACCCAGACUGCUCUCCUCACCAACGAUCCCUCAGACCCAAACGCACCCCUGCUGCCCUUCAGUCUCAUGUACAUUGCAUGCUCCUUCGGAACUGCCUUGGCCGUCAAUGUCUGGAUCUUCUAUCGCGUUACGGGUGGAAUGUUCAACCCAGCUGUCACCCUAGGUCUAGUCCUUGUCGGUGCUGUCACGCCUCUUCGUGGCCUCGCCAUCGUUCCCACCCAACUCGUCGCCGCCAUCGCCGCCGCUGCUGUUACCGAUGGUCUGCUUCCCGGCCCCCUCGGUGUUGCCAAUAAACUUGGAGGUGGUGCUAGUACGGCACAGGGUCUCUUCAUUGAGAUGUUCCUCACGGCACAGCUCGUCCUGACGGUCUACUUCCUUGCCGUUGAGAAGCACCGUGGUACUUUCCUUGCCCCCAUUGGCAUUGGUAUUUCAGUCUUCAUUGCCCACAUCGCUGCGACCAACUGGACUGGCACAUCCAUCAACCCUGCCCGAUCUUUCGGCCCUGCUGUCAUCACUGGCUUCGUCAAUUACCACUGGAUCUACUGGCUGGGCCCCUGCAUGGGCUCCUGCUUAGCCUUCCUCGUGUACACCACCUUCAAGUGGCUCGAGUACCAGAAUGCCAACCCUGGACAGGAUUCCGACGUGGAAAAGGCAAGCAGCUUCCACAUCCGACCUGACGAGAGGUCGAUGCCUCCCGGCGCUCGUCUUGAUGACGUUCCCAAGCCUAGGUCUCCCCACCGGAGGAACGACAGCGUUCUUGACGGCCAGAUGAGCCCCACCAUGUGA
Messenger RNA from Ilyonectria robusta, 951 nucleotides. Its product is annotated as aquaporin-like protein. Gene Ontology annotation, molecular function: water channel activity. Gene Ontology annotation, biological process: transmembrane transport. The record is from RefSeq and is a predicted model, not a curated record. The coding region runs from base 1 to 951 and encodes 316 amino acids. Lineage: Eukaryota; Fungi; Ascomycota; Sordariomycetes; Hypocreales; Nectriaceae. Gene Ontology annotation, cellular component: plasma membrane. The transcript is spliced from 4 exons.